Molecule: messenger RNA, 2122 nt
Organism: Prionailurus viverrinus (fishing cat)
Lineage: Eukaryota; Metazoa; Chordata; Mammalia; Carnivora; Felidae
Gene: GCNT3
Product: glucosaminyl (N-acetyl) transferase 3, mucin type
Exons: 3
Coding region: 405-1721 (438 amino acids)
Cellular component (GO): membrane
Molecular function (GO): acetylglucosaminyltransferase activity
Source: RefSeq, a predicted model, not a curated record
GGCAGUGUCUUUAUGUAACUGCACUGAAUGCAGUUACAGUAAUGGUGGACAAAUACCUCAGCCGCCUCAGGAGAGGUUGAGAUCUCAGCCUGGGGGCCUCUUCUGAGGUCAGAGACCCCAGUGCCUACUGAGCGGGUGGUGCUCUUCCCAUCUCAGAGAGACCGAGGAGGAGCCUGAGACUGUUCCUGGACAUCCUGUGAACAUCAGAAAAUAUUUUGUGGAGGCAUUAAAAGAAGGGGAUAUGGUGUUCACAUUUGCUUCCAUGGAUUCCAACCAAUCUUCCUUGGAAACAAACACAACUUGACAAGUGAUCUUUCCUAAGCAAGGACAAAGGUAUUAAAAAGGAUUCCAUCCUCCUCCUCCGUCCUUGUGCCCAAACUCUACUGGUUUCUCAUUCCGUGAGGAUGAUUUGGUGGAAGAAGAUACGGUGGCAGCAGCGUUACCUGUGGGCCCUGGGCUGCUAUAUGCUGCUGGCCAUUGUUGCUCUGAGGCUUUGUCUCAGAUUGAAAUGUGACUUUGAUUCCCUGGAUCUGAAGUCCAGAGAUUUUCAGAGCCGGCACUGUAGAGACAUCUUGUACAAGUCCCUGAAACUGCCAGCAAAGAGAUCCAUCAACUGUUCUCGGAUCAUCCAAGGGGACCAGCAGGCAGUGAUUGAGGCUGUGCUGGACAACCUGGAGAUCAAGAACAAGCGGAAGCCUUUCACAGACACUGACUACCUUAACAUGACCAGAGACUGUGAGCACUUUAAGGCUGAAAGGAAGUUCAUACGGUUCCCUCUGAGCCAAGAAGAGUCAGACUUCCCUAUUGCCUACUCAAUGGUGGUCCAUGAGAAAAUAGAAAACUUUGAAAGAUUGCUCCGAGCUGUGUAUGCCCCUCAGAACAUAUACUGCAUCCACGUGGAUGAGAAAUCCCCAGAAACUUUCAAAGAGGCCGUCAAGGCAAUUAUUUCAUGCUUCCCAAAUGUCUUCAUGGCCAGUAAGUUGGUUCGGGUAGUUUAUGCCUCCUGGUCCAGGGUGCAGGCUGACCUGAACUGUAUGGAAGACUUGCUCCAGAGCCCAGUGCCAUGGAAAUACUUACUAAAUACAUGUGGGACAGACUUUCCUAUAAAGACCAAUGCCGAGAUGGUCCUGGCCCUCAAGAUGUUGAAUGGGAAGAACAGUAUGGAGUCAGAAAUACCUACUGAGUACAAAAAGACUCGCUGGAAAUAUCACUAUGAGACAAAAGACACAUUGUACGUAACCAACAAGAUGAAGGAUCCUCCCCCUGAUAACAUACCUAUGUUCACAGGGAAUGCCUAUAUUGUAGCUUCCCGAGACUUUGUCCGACAUGUCUUAGAGAACCCCAAGUCCCGACAACUGAUUGAAUGGGUAAAAGACACCUAUAGCCCCGAUGAGCAUCUAUGGGCCACGCUUCAGCGUGCACCAUGGAUGCCUGGCUCUAUUCCCUACCACUCCAAGUUUCACGUCUCAGAUAUGGCAGCCAUUGCCAGGCUGGUCAAGUGGCAGGGCCAUGAGGGAAACAUCAGUAUGGGGGCACCUUAUGCACCUUGCUCUGGAAUCCACCAGCGGUCUAUCUGUAUUUACGGGACUGGAGACCUGCAUUGGAUUCUUCAAAACCAUCACCUCUUGGCCAACAAGUUUGACCCAAAGGUGGAUGACAAUGUUCUUCAGUGUUUAGAAGAGUACUUACGUCAUAAGGCCAUCUAUGGGACUGAACUCUGAGAUAAACUAUAAGAAGAUUGCUACCUGUGGGGCAAGAACAUGUGGAUACAUACUUCAGAUGGGCUGGGACAAUGUGGGGUGGGAGACCAGGGCUCUGCAAUCUGUGGCAUCCCCAAGUUAGGGGGCUGCUAUCGGAGUGUGGGUAAGUAGAUCUGCCUUGCAACUUGCUGUCCUGAGUGAACACUCCUGGUGAGCAUUCACCCACCCCACUCCUAAGAGCUCUCCCACUGACUUUGUCACAGAGUCAAAAUAAGAAGCCGUUAUUUGGGAGAGUAAGGGAGGGAAGUGUGGCAGGGGACCCUGGAUUUCAGUUGAGUGCUUGCUGUCUGCUUUUCUACUCUAUGCUGGUUCUAAUAAAUUCUAGGCUUGGUAGUGGGGGCGGGGUGGGACUUUAAUGAAAA